Messenger RNA from Anguilla rostrata (American eel), 3421 nucleotides. RefSeq names its product sestrin 2 (gene sesn2). Bases 531 to 2165 code for a protein of 544 amino acids. The record is from RefSeq and is a predicted model, not a curated record. Gene Ontology annotation, biological process: cellular response to L-leucine; positive regulation of macroautophagy; regulation of response to reactive oxygen species. The transcript is spliced from 11 exons. Gene Ontology annotation, molecular function: L-leucine binding; oxidoreductase activity, acting on peroxide as acceptor. Lineage: Eukaryota; Metazoa; Chordata; Actinopteri; Anguilliformes; Anguillidae. Gene Ontology annotation, cellular component: nucleus.
GUAAUUCUCUUUUCCGGUAUGACCGGAACUCGCUUUAAAUGUAUGCAAUGCUAGUGAAAAUGAGAGAAGACCGAAUUGGAUUUAGCUUGCAGUCUGACAAAUCUGUCACUUAUCACCUCCCUUCUUCGAUAUUCGUUUGCAUUUGCAAAUCGAACAUACUGGUGGAUUCAUCAUGCUAGCGGAACUUUGUCUUUAAUGUAGCUUCGACUGACGCCAACUGAAGCCAGAUAGCUUAUACGAAGAAACUGAACAGGAGACAAUAUGCCCCAUUGGGUGAAAGCAUUCGAAUCGUCUCGACAUAAAUUUAUACGACUCGAAAAGUACCUCUUAGAUUUUUUGCUAAUACUAUAGCUGCUUGUUGGAUUAAACCCUACGGACUGAUAACGUUUUCUAAUUCAGCUUGGAAAAGUGAGGAAGACACCGCUCGCGAACUUUGGAAGGUUUAGCUAAAGCCUGGGUCCGAGCACUUAGGCAGCUAGCUCGGCAGGGUAGUACUAGCAAUUUAUACGGAUCGCACUAGCUGGCUAGAUAUGUUGGAUAUGACACCGGUACUAUCAGCCUCGGGGUGGGACCGAAGCCGGGAACAUGAUAAUGAAGACCAGGAUUGUGAGUGCCCCCAAUCGAAAUCCGAAACUGUGAAUAAAUCUAGAAAAUUCUAUCGCCUGUGCAGUAGAGACGAGAAGGAGCGAGCUGCGGCUUUGGAGGCACUUACGAAGAGCGUCCUGUCGAGUUUGGGCCAGCAUGGCGAUUCGGCUAGAAUCGACGAAGACACCCUUUUACAACUGCUCCAGGUGGCCAAGACUUGCCCUUUUCCGGACAUAAGGGAAAGAGCAGCAGAACUCCUAAAAACCGCACAGGACCAUGGAGUUGAUAUUCCCCAGCCUCUGGCCUCUGGACCUAGUGCCUUCAUCCCAACAGAGGAGAUUCUGGAGCAGGGCGGGGACCAGCCAGUGCUUAUGGAGGCCUUUCUGUCCAUGGGGCGCGUGGACCAUGUGACCAUGGUGAUGGCGCUUCACCCUGCCUACCUGAGCUGUUUCCUGCGCACCCAGCAGGCCCUGCUGCAGUUCGACGGGCCCUUGCCCUGCCACUGGAGGCACUACAUCGUCAUCAUGGCGGCCGCCCGUCACCACUGCUCGUACCUGGUGCAGCUGCACCGCUGCUGGUUCCUGCAGGCGGGCGGGGACGAGAGCUGGCUGCAGGGUCUGCACUGCGCCCCGCCCAAACUGCGCCGGCUCGGCCCCAUCAAUAAGCUGCUGGCUCACCGGCCAUGGCUGCUCAGUCCUGAGCACAUACAGGAGUUGGUAUCUCCCGGGAGUGAGGACCGCUGGUCCCUGGCUGAACUGAUCCAGGCCGUGGUCCUGCUGGCCCACUCCCAUUCCCUCUCCUCGUUUGUGUGGGGGUGCGGGGUCAAUCCCGAGCCCGACCACAUGGCGGGACACGCCUUCCAGCCGCCGUCGCCCUCCGCCCGCCCCUCCCACAGCCCCAUGCCGGAAGACGCCGCCAGCCGGACGGGGGGUUCAGAUGCGGUCACUGAGGUGGAGGUCCUGAUGAAGAGAAUGCAGCUUCUGCAGCAGCAGGAGGAAGAGUUCAGCCAGGAGGAAAUGGUGACCCGCUUUGAGAAGGAGAGGCGCGAGUGUCUGCUGGUCACGCCGUGUGAUGAACGCCCACGCACCCUCCCGGACAGCGUGUCCCGUUUCGUGGAGGACGCUGGUUAUGGCUAUCAGGACUUCGCCCCCCGCGGGGAACAGGCCCCCGCCACCAUGCGCACCCAGGCUCUCCUGAUGACCGCCUACCGAAAUGGCCAGCUGCUGGAUGAGAAGUUCCAGGUGGUGCUGGGCCUGACCUACCACACCAUGGCCAUGCACCGCGACGUGGACACCUUCAUGCUCCGCAAGGCCGUGUGGAACUACAUCCACUGCGUCUACGGCAUCCGGUACGACGACUACGACUACGGCGACGUGAACCAGCUGCUGGAGCGCAGCCUGAAGGUGUACAUUAAGACGGUGGCCUGCUACCCGGAGAAGACCACGCGCAGGAUGUACAGCGGCUUCUGGAGGCAGUUCCGCCACUCUGAGAAGGUGCACGUGAACCUGCUGCUCCUGGAGGCCCGGCUGCAGGCGGCGCUGCAGUACGCGCUGCGGGCCAUCGGCCGCUACAUGACGUGAUGGCGGGACGCCCGCCUCGGCCGCGACCCUCGCGCCCGACGCGCCGUUCAAGCCGUGGCCCCCGCGAGCCGCGGGCGGAGGGACCCAGAGCCGGCUGACCUCGCCCUGGGGCCUGAGGGCCUGACCGCCCCCAGUGUGCAGUGCCUCUGAGACCAGCACUCACUGCCGCUUUGUGCUGGUCCUCAUUUUUCUCAUUCUUCUCUUGAAGGGGACUUUGAUAUAGGUGUUAGAGAAAAGCUUUUUUUCGUUCACACACUGGACACACGCUCAUAGUCUGACAUCACACACACACACACACACACCGAUACACAGAAUGUUCUCAGUUUCUAACACCGCAUGUGCGUACAACUUGCACACACUUAAACACUAAGCAGAUGCUUAUAAAUGCAGACACUCAAACUCACAAGCAAAUCCUGUCGCUUCGUACGUGCACAGACUUUCUGGUGUCGUGAUGCGGCGUGUGCGUGUGCGUGUGCGUGUGUGUGUGUGUGUGUGUGUGUGUGUGUGUGUGUAUGUAUGCGCGUGCAUGUGCAUGCCUGCAGGUGUGCUUCCUGGUUUAAUAGCACAAUCUACUAGCGAGUGUCUAGUUGCUGAAUAGAAGUAGAUUUGUUUCUGUGUUACUGGUUCUGUUAGUCUCUCACCUGUAGCGUUUCCUCUGCCUUGUGGAUUUCCUCCUCUUCACGCCUCUAUCUGUCCUGCUGUGUAGAGGCCUGAGCAGCUUUGAAGGGUGCUUCAGUUAUUUCAGAUUUGAAAUUAAGUGUUAUGUGAGAGCAUUAUGGCUUGACCACCCUUCCUUUCCACUUACUCAGUUUUGCUGUUCCUUUUGGUCUCAAGUUUUGUUACAUAUACAUUUUUAACCGCGUUUGCACACACAUUUUCCUCUCCUGUUGCAGUAUUUAUUUGAGUGAAUCUCAUACUAACUUCAGCCCCUGGCUGUCAUGUGAACGGAACACAGAAUGUUUAAUCUCAUCACUGAAUGCUAAAGCCUAUCACACAACAUUAGCUUUUCCACUGGAGAAAGUACUUGUCUAGUGCAUUUCCCCUAGUCUUCAUAUUAUUUGAAGAGACUUUCAUUUAUGUGAACUCUUAUCACUAUAUCCAAAUGCUGGAGGUGUUUUUCUAAAUGAAAUUGGGGAAUCUUUCUGUAGGUACAAUUUUGUAUUUCAUUUGUUGAAAUUUGUAACGUUUCUGUUUCUCUUAAUUUUAUUUUUAUGUACACUAAAUGGAAAUAUUUUAUUAUUAAAAAACUGAUCAGA